Messenger RNA from Anolis sagrei ordinatus, 920 nucleotides. RefSeq names its product ATPase H+ transporting V1 subunit E1 (gene ATP6V1E1). Gene Ontology annotation, cellular component: proton-transporting two-sector ATPase complex, catalytic domain. The record is from RefSeq and is a predicted model, not a curated record. Gene Ontology annotation, molecular function: proton-transporting ATPase activity, rotational mechanism. NCBI's taxonomy places the organism in Eukaryota, Metazoa, Chordata, Lepidosauria, Squamata, Anolidae. Gene Ontology annotation, biological process: proton transmembrane transport.
GGGGGCGGAGCCUGUGAUGACGCAAGGAGGGUCAGCUGUAGAGUGACCGGAUCUGGCUCAUUUCUCCCUCAGAGGCCGGUUCGAGCGGACCUUUCGCGAGGGCUCCUUGCUGCUAGUGCUUUUCGGCCUUGCCUUCGCUUCCACCAUGGCGCUCAGCGAUGCCGACGUCCAGAAACAGAUCAAGCACAUGAUGGCUUUCAUAGAACAGGAAGCCAAUGAAAAGGCAGAAGAAAUAGAUGCUAAGGCGGAAGAAGAAUUCAACAUUGAGAAAGGUCGUUUGGUCCAAACGCAGAGACUGAAAAUCAUGGAGUACUAUGAGAAGAAAGAGAAACAAAUUGAACAGCAGAAGAAAAUUCAGAUGUCCAACCUGAUGAAUCAGGCAAGACUGAAGGUCCUCAAAGCCAGGGAUGAUCUGAUUGCAGAUUUACUGAGUGAAGCUAAGCAGAGACUGACGAAAGUAGUAAAGGAUUCUGGCAGGUAUCAAACUCUGCUGGAUGGUUUGAUUCUACAGGGGUUUUAUCAAUUACUUGAGCCUAAAAUGACGGUUCGUUGUCGAAAGCAGGAUCUUCCUUUGGUUAGGAAUGCUAUCCAGAAGAGCAUCCCAAUUUAUAAAGCUGCCACCAAGAAAGAAAUUGAUGUUCAAAUUGAUCAGGACACAUUUCUCCCCGAGGACAUUGCUGGAGGUGUUGAAAUCUAUAACAGUGAUGGCAAAAUUAAAGUUUCCAAUACUCUGGAAAGCCGUCUGGAUCUGAUGGCCCAGCAGAUGAUGCCAGAGGUCCGAACGGCACUUUUUGGUGCCAACAGCAACCGGAAAUUCUCAGACUAAAUUCCUUGAUGGUGGAGCCUCUUCCAUUGCCAUAGUGAAGUGAGAUGCAUAGCACCUCAGUGAAAAAAAAACUUGCAAUAUAUCCAGGUCUAUA